AUGGCUACAUGUUGUCCCCCUGCACAAUAUGGACCACUCUGUACGUAUAUGUGCCCAAUUACAUGUCGUGGACCAUGUCAUCUUGAAACUGGUCAUUGUUCAUUAGGUUGUUUAGAUGGAUGGAUGGGUGAAAAAUGUGAACAAGAGUGCAAUGAUAUGUUUUACGGUAAAGAUUGUCUUCAGCAAUGCUCAACAAAUUGUUUUGAUCCUAAAUGUAACCACCUGACUGGGAUUUGCAUGGGUGGUUGCAAUGAUGGAUGGCAAGGACCCAAUUGUACGCAAGGUGUGAACCAUCCGAUGGAUUGUGUUCUAACACAACCGCCUGUAAAACUGGUUACCAAUACGGGAAAUACUGCAAUAAAGGUAUACAAAAUGUUCAAUUAA
This is a messenger RNA of Mytilus californianus (California mussel), 384 nucleotides long. Its product is annotated as scavenger receptor class F member 2-like. Lineage: Eukaryota; Metazoa; Mollusca; Bivalvia; Mytilida; Mytilidae. The transcript is spliced from 4 exons. Gene Ontology annotation, molecular function: scavenger receptor activity. The record is from RefSeq and is a predicted model, not a curated record. The coding region runs from base 1 to 384 and encodes 127 amino acids.